This is a messenger RNA of Mus caroli (Ryukyu mouse), 2925 nucleotides long. It is a transcript of the gene Vps9d1, whose product is annotated as VPS9 domain containing 1. The record is from RefSeq and is a predicted model, not a curated record. NCBI's taxonomy places the organism in Eukaryota, Metazoa, Chordata, Mammalia, Rodentia, Muridae. Gene Ontology annotation, biological process: vesicle-mediated transport. Gene Ontology annotation, molecular function: guanyl-nucleotide exchange factor activity; small GTPase binding. Gene Ontology annotation, cellular component: endocytic vesicle; cytosol.
UCCGCGCUCGCAGCAAGUUGGCCGGAGGAGGUGACAAGAGCCACUGACCCCUCCGGUCCCCUAAACCCAAGUCUGCGCGGCGGGGCGGGGCGCGGCGGGGCGGGGCAGGGCCGGCGGAAGUGUGUCCCGGUCCCCUUCCGGCGGUGCGCAGCUCCUGCGACUCCCUCAGCUCCGCGCUCCGCGUUCCGGUCUGGAGGUGUCCACCCCGCCCCGCCCCUACCGCCGCGGCCUCCCCGCUCCCCGCCCCCGCCCAGCGCCAUGGCCGCUGCGGCCGGGGACGGCGCGGCGAAGCCACUGCAGAGCGCCAUGAAACUGGCCAACAAGGCCAUCGAGCUAGACACCGGCAACCGGCCCCGGGAAGCGUACGUGGAAUACCUGCGGAGCAUCCACUACAUCUCCCAGGUAUUGCUCGAAGACGUGGAAAACACUACAGAAGCUGGGGAAACUGUGCCCCCUGAGACCUCAAAGAUGCUAAAGCUGGCUGAACAGUGUCUGGAGCGGGCCCAGUCAACAGCUACCAAGCUUGGGAGAAUAUGCCUGAAGCCAGCCGUACCUGCGGCUCCUCCCACACCCUUGCCAACCAGCCGACACCGCCGAGUGUGUUCAGAUGAAGGGGGGAAGCUUUCUCCUUUCCUGCCCCCUGAGAUCUUCCAGAAGCUGCAGGUGGCAGAAUCACAAAACUCUAAGAAGGAGCUGACACCACUGGAGAAGGCCUCCCUACAAAACCAGAAGCUGAGGGCCACGUAUGAAGCCCGGAUGGCCCGUCUGGACCCCAGCCAGGCCAUGCAGAAGACAUCGCUGACCCUGUCUCUACAGCGGCAGAUGAUGGAGAAUCUGGUGAUCGCCAAAGCAAGAGAAGAGACACUACAGCGGAAGAUGGAGGAGCGCCGCCUGCGCCUUCAGGAGGCUGCCAACAGGAGGUUCUGCAGUCAACUUGCUCUGACCCCGGAGGAGCGGGAGCAGCGAGCCCUCUAUGCUGCCAUCUUGGAGUAUGAGCAAGACCAUGACUGGCCAAAGCACUGGAGAGCCAAGCUCAAGAGGAACCCAGGGGACCUGUCGCUAGUGACCAGCCUGCUCUCCCACUUGCUCAGCCUUCCCGAUCACCCAAUCUCCCAGCUCCUGAAGAAGCUGCAGUGUGCGGUAUACAGUGCACUGUACCCAAUUGUGAGCCGGGCUGCCACCAGUGCUGCACCUGCCCCAGGCAGCUGCUCCCUGCCCCCAGAAGCCAACGGCCUCCUGGCCCCUGGGAGCCGGCGACUUCGGUCCUCCCAGAGCCUCUACUGCAUGCUUUCCCCCUCCGAGCCCAGUACAGCCCCACGAGUGCUGGAUGGACCUCCUCCCACGUCCUCUGUCCCCACACUCCACUCAGGCCCCCUGGACAGAGAGGCAGACGGCAGCCCAGCAGGGCCCUCCUCGCCCCUGGUAGAUGCUUUAUCCCACCUGCCAGACAAGGACAGCUCCUUUGAGGACCUGGAACAGUUUUUGGCUAUGUCUGAGCCACAGACCCCAGGAGCAAAGAGGGAACCCUUGCUGGAGUGUCUGAAGAGCACAGUCAAGGACAUUCACAAUGCCAUCGAUAGACUGCUCUCGCUGACCCUUUUGGCCUUCGAAAGCCUGAACACAGCCACCUCCAAAGACCGCUGCCUGGCCUGCAUCGAGGAGCCCUUCUUCUCCCCACUGUGGCCUCUGCUGCUGGCCCUCUACAGGAGUGUGCACCGUACCAGGGAGGCCGCUGUGAGCAGGAGCAUGGAGCUGUACAGGAACGCACCCCCUACAGCCCUCGGCAUCCCCACCAAGCUCCUCCCACGCGUCCCCGAAGCUCAAGCCUCCACCUACCCCUACUGCACUGCAGCCCAGGAGCUGGGGCUGCUGGUCUUGGAGAGCUGCCCUCAGAAGAAGCUGGAGUGCAUCGUGCGGACGCUGCGGGUCAUCUGCGUCUGCGCGGAAGACUACUGCCGUGCCCAAGAGGCCAGGCCUGAGGGGCAGCCCCAGCCCCCUGCCGCUGCCAUUGGCGCUGACGACCUGCUGCCCAUCCUGUCCUUCGUGGUGCUGAGGAGCGGCCUCCCCCAGCUGGUGUCAGAGUGCGCGGCCCUGGAAGAGUUCACUCACGAGGGGUACUUGAUUGGAGAAGAAGGGUAUUGCCUGACAUCACUGCAGAGCGCCCUGAGCUAUGUGGAACUUCUGUCCCGGGGACGGCUGGACAAGUAGUGGUGGCUGGACCUCACAGACCAAAGGAGCCACAGGACCUCCACACUGCACUGCAUAUCUGGUGUGGGGACACUGGAGGCCAGCCUGCUGUGGUAGCACUCUAUAGCUCUUGCUCACUGUCUUUACCAUGCAUCUGUCCUGGAGGCCUAGGACAGUGCCUCUUUAACAGGGCAUGGCUGGCUGAGUCAGGCCUGCCCCAGACCCCAUAGGAGAAUUCUAGCUGCCGUUCCCUGGGGAGCCUGCAGCACUGAUUGGUGGCUCUGACCUCUUCUCAUGGACACGAGGCAGCCCCGACUGGGGUAUCAGCACAGAAGUGGGUAUUGGGAACCUUGCCGGGCCAGUCUAGUUUUACACGCCUCCAGUCUCCUGAGACAGCCCAAGUUUGUGUGAGCCAGUUUCUUGUUAGUCACAAGUGGGCUUUACCCUGCCCCCAGAGAACUGGGUGUAGGUAGUGUGAGAUGUGCUGUUUAUUUACCAGGUAGCAACUUCCCUGUUUGCUUUUGCAGGCCCGGGUGUCACUGCCCAGGCCUGGGUGAUGAGCCUUUCUCCUACCAAGGUCCAGGACAUCCUGCCCUGGGCUUAUCUUGGUUGGGGACAGUGAAAUAUGUUCAGAACACUGGCUAACAAAUACAGUUGUACAGACUCUUCAAUGUCAGAGUCUAGAGGUCUCUAAGUGGCUACCAACUCAGCCUAAAAUAAAGAAGUCACUCUAUCGAA